Molecule: messenger RNA, 1233 nt
Organism: Capronia coronata CBS 617.96
Lineage: Eukaryota; Fungi; Ascomycota; Eurotiomycetes; Chaetothyriales; Herpotrichiellaceae
Exons: 1
Coding region: 1-1233 (410 amino acids)
Source: RefSeq, a predicted model, not a curated record
AUGAAGAAGAAGUCGGUUUACGCGAACAUCACUCCGAUCCCUUCACACAUUCCUCGUCAACUGGCCAUCGACAUGCUGCACAGUCAUGGCGAGAUCAUCCAACUCAACCCGCUCGUUAUCGGUUGGACGCCGGUCAAAGCUCCGCAGAAUGCCCCCGCAGAUGAAUACUUCUCCACAUGGUACGAGAUCGCGGAGCGGAUACAAUAUGUGCCUGGCAUGGGAAGGAUGGGUUCCGGCAAGAUAUCAUUCAAGGGCGUGUUCCAUGACAUGCCAUGGGGACUACAGACACACGUGUAUGCGCCCAUGGGGGUCGACGUCCGCAACAAAUGGCAGAUUCGAGGCAACCAGCCCGGCGAACCUCCCGAGUCCAGGGAGCUGGGAAGUGGUGCGCCCGCCGAGGGCCUCUACAUGCGAGAAGACAUUGAAAUCAAAUGCAACCCGGCAAUGAUCUCGUUCGUCAAGAAGGAACUCAAGGCCGCCUCCAAGAUCAUGGUCGAUCGACUCGUCAAGAAAGCCGAGCUGAUUGAUUCGGGACAGCUCAGCGCCAUGAUGGAAGACGGCAAGCUCAAGACCAUCAACCCGGCCGACAGGUCGCAAAUGUUCCAGUCCCAUUCGGGCGCCGGCCACUAUUCACCGUCUCUACUCUCUCCCAAUCUGCAGCAGCAGCACAUCCCACCGCCUCCGAUGUCGCCAGGAUACCAAUACUCUUCCCCCUACGCCAGACAGUCGCAGUACGGCAGUAGCAACAGUAAUCGCAACAGCAACAACAACAGCCCCGGCUUCCCGCCUCCGCAGGGCCUCGCCAUCGAGAUGCCGGGCAGCACGCCUUACGACCUGCCAGAGCAACCAUCGCGGCUGCCUCUGCCGAACCGCUUCUCUGCAGCAGUAUCCGAAUUGUCGGCCACUUCACCCAACCAGAGUCUUUUUCCAAAUAAUACUAGUAACAGCACCAAUCUCAAUCACAGCAGUACGUCUGACCGCGAUCGACUCAGCUACGCCGGUUCGGUCAGUUCCCAUCCGAGCUCCCAUGACCAAGGACAAGGCGGCGGCAUGGCCAGCCCAGGGCUGGAUAAACGGUCGUUCAUGCCAGAACUGCCUGCGGGGGGCGGAUAUCUUACGAAACAUUCACCAAAUAUCCCCUACCGUUCGCCGGGUUCGACGCCGGACCCGAAUUCCUCCCCUCCGGUGCAGCAGUACCGAUAUAAUCCGCAGGAUUAUGCACGAAUGUCUUGA